UUUAAUCAUAUGAAAUUUUCAAUCGUGAUGUUUCUUUUGUUGAAUUCGAGUUAUCUGUUAUUUUCUAGGUAAAUUAGACCUGAUUUUCGAAAUUUCAAUUAUUCUGAUUUAUUUUUGUUGCGUUGAAUUCGAGUUGUAAGUUAUUUUGUAGGUUAAUUAAACAUAAUUUUCAAAAUUUAAAAUAAUUUGAUUGAUCUGUACGGCGUGUGAUUUGUUAGUGAAAUUGAAAGAGUUUUGAAAUUUAGGCGGGAGAGUUGAGUUGAAAUGCAGAAACUGAUGGAGUCGCUUUACAACAAUAAGAAUAAGAGUUCAAAAAUGGUAAAUGUGAACAGUCAAAAGACUGCUGUAUCGCCAUUGAUGAUCAAAUACUUGAGCUCCAACUCAGCUUCCAAUUCCAGUUCCAGUUCACGUUCGCGCUCUUCACGCGAUCCGUUCUCUCCUCUUUCCUGUAGCGGUAACUGUAACAGUCCACUGUCUGGUGUUUUUGACGAAGAUGACGUGUUGGUGAUGGAUGGCAUUUCGGUAAAUUCACCACCUUCGGGGAGUAAUAUUGCUGAUUUCUACAAGACGGAGUUGUGCAGGUCUUGGGAAGACCUUGGAAAAUGUCGUUUUGGUGUUAAGUGUCAGUUUGCUCACGGAAAACAGGAGCUACGUCCAACUCGCUUCUCCAAUAUCAAGAACAAAUCUGAGAAUUGCAAGGCAUACGUUACAGGAUCAUGUGUGUAUGGAGCCAAGUGUCGUUUCAUUCAUCAACUCGUCAAGACUCCAAUUGCGGCUACCACCAGCAAGACCUUCAUAAAUCCAAUUACUUUGAAGCAUGGAGAAGGCAGUCAGAAACCUAGCUCAAGCACCACCAAAGCGGGCUGGUCGCCUUUGGACGAUGGCAUUGAGGUUGCAUCGUUGCCUUCGCAUGCAGAUAAUCUGUCGAGGGAAAAGAUAGAUGCACAUAUUGAUACUGUUCUGUAUUUUCCCUCUGCUAGGAAGAGGUUGACAGCACUGGCUGAGAUUUGCCCUGAAUAAACAUUUCCCAUAUUGUGCAGGAAGAAUACUCAGUUGAUUUUGGUUGGGUUAUUAUUGAUAGAAACACGGCUGCUAUAAAACUUGAAACUGGAAAAUAUGUGUAUUUGAACUUGGA
Messenger RNA from Mangifera indica (mango), 1135 nucleotides. RefSeq names its product zinc finger protein zfs1-like. Lineage: Eukaryota; Viridiplantae; Streptophyta; Magnoliopsida; Sapindales; Anacardiaceae. Gene Ontology annotation, molecular function: mRNA binding; metal ion binding. Bases 265 to 1020 code for a protein of 251 amino acids. The transcript has 3 exons. The record is from RefSeq and is a predicted model, not a curated record.